AUGGAUCACUUCAUCUUACCGAGUCAAUCCUCAGCACCGUUAGCAUAUGCUCUUGAUCCUGAAGGCUACCUGAAUCGCCUCAACGACAGCCAGCAAUAUGCGAGAUACGACACCAUCCCUUUGCGUAACCUACCAGGUGCAGAACAUUCCGUCCUUGUUCAAGCGACAAUCCGUGAUCAGUCCACCGGAUAUGCCGAGCUGAACCAUGACCCGUCCUUUCCUCCUUCGCUGGUCCUUUACCAUCUUCCUGAGCCUCCUUCAGAUCCUCAAACAUCCGAAGAUUCUCACCCCAAAGCACUAAGCAUCCACCAAGCUGCAUUGUUAUUAUUCACGAAACCCUCGUCGCCCGAACUACACACCCCGUCCAGAAGGGGAGGACUUGCUCGACUUAUGCCGUUUCGUCGUUGUUCCUUGGACUCACUGUCCAUGGGGUCGUUGUAUGAUGUUCAGCAACAAACAGAUGUUCAUAUUCCUAGGCCUCUCCAUUAUGACCCUGAACGCUCGAUCUUGCUCACUUCGGCGUGGGGCAACCUGCGGCCACUUUCACUCCUGUUCGGUGAAGCCUUUGACCAAAAUACUCAAAGUCGCGUAAGAACGGCAGACCGAUCUGCAGUUCGAAGUCUCUUUGCGUGCCCUCGGGUCGUUAGGCCCUUUUUCAAGUUGCUGGGUACGAGAUUGGCUGUCUUGCUUGCCACGAUGCACGACCCUCAUAUCAUGAAACAGCUGCAGUUGACGAACAAUGCUCCAUCGCCUACGAAAUUUGCCUGUGCGGAUGAAGGGAGACACAGACUUCGUGGAGAGGUUACAAAAUGGCGAAAUCACGUUCGGCACAUGGAGUGCUUCAGUCAUGGUAAUUGCUCCUUUGACAGCAUCUUGGCCACCUUGACACCGGGAGAAACGGACGAACCAUUUGGAAUGGCUUUCUGGGAGCAUGCUGGUUUCUGCGGAAGAGGGGUCAACGGUGACAUCGCCCAACUGUUUGCAGAGCUUGAAGCAUACCGAAUUGCGGUCUUCUCUCAAGGUGUUGCUGGUAGCAGCCGCAAUCCGCGUCUCGUUGACUACGGGGUUGCGCUUCAUAGUCUUCAAAGCAGUCUCCUGAAACGCUACAAACAUGAGAGCAAGUGGUUGACGCCUAAGGUUAUGUCGCCCAACCGCAUGCAGUGGUGGGGGAGGAAGCAGACGGUGGAACGGGAGGAAGCCCAAGUCGCUUCACCAAAGGCAAUUGAACGCUCCAUCUACCUCGCCCACGGCCUGUACCUCAUCAACGCGGCUUUCGAGAAGCCAUGGCUCUGCACAAGAAGGCAAUGUCCUCGUGUUAAUGGACGCCACACAGAAGUCAAACGGGACUGUGGCCUGGUGCGGUAUAUCUUUCACUGUGGGCUCGAGGUCCUCUCUCUGGCCGAGGAGAACGAAGAGGCGUUCAGCCAUCUCGAUGUCAAAAACGAGAUCCAUCAAUUCAGAGGUGGCUUGGGCGGUUGGCAUCCGCGGGUUGUGGAGCUUUUUCACGAAGUGAACGACGUGUGGCGCGGUUCUAUGAUCCCUUUGAUGUUUUUCUGA
Molecule: messenger RNA, 1557 nt
Organism: Fonsecaea pedrosoi CBS 271.37
Lineage: Eukaryota; Fungi; Ascomycota; Eurotiomycetes; Chaetothyriales; Herpotrichiellaceae
Exons: 3
Coding region: 1-1557 (518 amino acids)
Source: RefSeq, a predicted model, not a curated record